AUGGUCAGACUUCAAGAAUGGCUGAACUCAACCCUGCGAGAGCGAGGUAGUGGCAACGGGCAAGGCAGUUCAGAAUUUACUCAAAGUACAGGGACGACAGUCCUCAAUUACUUGGGUCAGAUACCAGACAAGCCACCUACUCAAAAGCGCCGAAGAGAGUAUUCCGAUGAUGAAUAUGACGAGAACAACGACGGGGCACCAGAUAGAAACCAGAAGGAGACGCAAGACUUCAAGUCAGCCUUCAACCUGAAUGAACAUCAGAGGGCCGACAAUAUUUGCCAGAGGCAGAAUGAAGACCUCGCAGAAGAGGGCAUCAACGAAGAACAGGAGAGAUUACUCCGUGUUAGAAAGAGGAACAAUGGAAAAUCUCGACAAGUAGCGGAAGAAGAGAAGUGGGUUGAUAUGUACAAGAUUCUCUUUCCUGACGACAGCCCAGUCCCUACUCCAUUUCCCGAAUUAUGUCAUUUGCAAUCCGGACAAGAAUUCGUGCUGCCUAGGGCGAAUGUGCUGGACAGUUUUGAGGACUACGCACGACGUGAGUUUUCAAGACGUAUGCGGCCCCGUAUGGAGAGUUUAGUCGAUGGAAUCCUGGAACAAGCGCUCACCUCUCAAACGAUCACCGAUGUCGCCAAUAACGUCCUCCAAGGUAUUAUGGAAUCCUUUCGUGAGAGUCAAAACCAAGAGGCUUGCCAACCAGAAUCCCAGAACUCGAGAAGCCCUAGCCCUCAGCAGAGGCCUGUUGAAGGCUCUACCCAAGUACCUCAAUCAAGCCAUGCUUUUGACGGUGGCCCCUAUUCGAACUUGGAAAUUGACCUGGAUGAUAUACUAAACUCUCUUGAUUCUAAUCAGUCAUUUGAUUUUGAGCAAUGGGGAGCGGAAGAUGAAGGCACGAGCACAUUUCAUCCUUUUGCGCUCCAGGUUGAGCAGUACAAUGAGGCAAACGCUUGA
Molecule: messenger RNA, 948 nt
Organism: Fusarium musae
Lineage: Eukaryota; Fungi; Ascomycota; Sordariomycetes; Hypocreales; Nectriaceae
Exons: 3
Coding region: 1-948 (315 amino acids)
Source: RefSeq, a predicted model, not a curated record